GGAAGUAUCCUAGAUCUCAGCGCAGGGGCUCGGCGGCUAGACCGUGGGGUUGGCGCGAGUAUGCCGGUCACCGGGAAGGCUUUCCGCCGGCGCCGGGCCGACUCGGAGUCGGAGGAAGAUGAGCAGGACUCAGAGGAAGUUCGAUUAAAACUGGAAGAGACCCGAGAGGUGCAGAACUUGAGGAAGAGGCCCAACGGGGUGAGUGCUGUAGCCCUGCUGGUGGGAGAGAAGGUACAAGAAGAGACCACUCUAGUGGAUGAUCCCUUUCAGAUGAAGACAGGCGGGAUGGUGGACAUGAAGAAACUAAAGGAAAGGGGCAAAGAUAAGAUCAGUGAAGAGGAAGACCUCCAUCUGGGGACGUCAUUUUCUGCAGAAACCAACCGAAGGGACGAGGAUGCUGACAUGAUGAAGUACAUUGAGACGGAGCUGAAGAAGCGGAAAGGGAUCGUGGAACACGAGGAACAGAAAGUUAAGCCAAAGAAUGCAGAGGACUGCCUUUACGAACUGCCGGAAAACAUCCGGGUUUCCUCAGCAAAGAAGACUGAGGAGAUGCUGUCCAACCAGAUGCUGAGCGGCAUCCCGGAGGUGGACCUCGGCAUCGAUGCUAAAAUAAAAAAUAUCAUUUCCACGGAGGAUGCCAAGGCCCGUCUGCUGGCAGAGCAGCAGAACAAGAAGAAAGACAGCGAGACAUCCUUCGUGCCCACCAACAUGGCUGUGAAUUACGUGCAGCACAACCGAUUUUAUCACGAGGAGCUCAAUGCGCCCAUACGGAGAAACAAAGAAGAGCCCAAAGCCCGACCGUUAAGAGUGGGUGACACAGAGAAGCCGGAGCCUGAGCGGUCCCCUCCCAACCGCAAGCGUCCUGCUAACGAGAAGGCCACGGAUGACUAUCACUAUGAGAAGUUCAAGAAGAUGAACAGGCGGUACUGAGGGAGGCUAAAGGGGAGAGGUGCAAAGCGGGAUGUAAACAGUGUCGUUCACUCCCUUUAUCCCCCUGAUAAAAGGCUUCCUGGACAGAAGCCUGCUCAUUGGCUAGCAGACAGUUCCCAAAACAGACUCUAUCAGUCCUGCUGCUUACCUGCUGGAUUUUUCAGGCACUGAAUUUGUACCUUUUGAAACAAUGUGUAGUUUUCCUAUUUGGGGACAAACUCUAUUCUUGAGAGCAUUAUUAAAUCUCGUUUGUAAAUA
This is a messenger RNA of Mesoplodon densirostris (Blainville's beaked whale), 1188 nucleotides long. It is a transcript of the gene C6H9orf78, whose product is annotated as chromosome 6 C9orf78 homolog. Gene Ontology annotation, biological process: mRNA splicing, via spliceosome. Gene Ontology annotation, cellular component: spliceosomal complex. NCBI's taxonomy places the organism in Eukaryota, Metazoa, Chordata, Mammalia, Artiodactyla, Ziphiidae. The transcript has 9 exons. The record is from RefSeq and is a predicted model, not a curated record. Bases 61 to 930 code for a protein of 289 amino acids.